AUGGACUUGUGCCACCCAGACCCAGGGGAGCUGAGCAGCGGGGAGGCAGAGGAGCUGCAGCAGAUCAAAUGGCACCGGAAGCAGCUUCUGGAGGACAUCCAGAAGCUGAAGGAUGAGAUCGCAGAUGUGUUUGCCCAAAUCGACUGCUUCGAGACAGCAGAGGAGAGCCGCAUGGCCCAGAGGGAGAAAGAGCUGUGCAUCGGGCGCAAGAAAUUCAACAUGGACCCCAUGAAGGGCAUCCAGUAUCUCAUUGAGCACAAGCUGCUGACCCCUGACAUCCAGGACAUCGCCCAGUUCUUGUACAAAGGCGAGGGACUCAACAAGACAGCCAUUGGCACCUACUUGGGAGAGAGAGACCCCAUCAACCUGCAGGUCCUCCAGGCCUUUGUAGAUUGCCAUGAGUUUGCUAACCUCAACCUUGUCCAGGCCCUCAGACAAUUCCUGUGGAGCUUCCGGCUGCCAGGUGAGGCCCAGAAGAUCGACCGCAUGAUGGAGACCUUCGCCUCCCGAUACUGCCUCUGCAACCCCGGCGUCUUCCAGUCCACAGACACCUGCUACGUCCUGUCCUUCUCCAUCAUCAUGCUCAACACCAGCCUCCACAACCCCAACGUCCGGGACAGGCCACCCUUCGAGCGCUUUGUGUCCAUGAACCGUGGCAUCAACGACGGCAGUGACCUGCCUGAGGAGCAGCUGCGGAACCUCUUCGACAGCAUCAAGAGCGAGCCCUUCUCCAUCCCCGAGGACGAUGGAAAUGACCUCACCCACACCUUCUUCAAACCCGACCGCGAGGGCUGGCUGCUCAAACUGGGCGGCCGCGUGAAGACCUGGAAGCGACGCUGGUUCAUCCUGACGGACAGCUGCCUCUACUACUUCGAGUUCACCACUGACAAGGAGCCCCGGGGAAUCAUACCCCUUGAGAAUCUCUCAGUGCAGAAGGUGGAUGACCCCAAGAAGCCAUUCUGCCUGGAGCUCUGCAACCCCAGCUGCCGGGGCCAGAAGAUCAAGGCCUGCAAGACUGAUGGCGACGGAAAAGUGGUGGAGGGCAAGCAUGAGUCUUACCGGAUCUCAGCCUCCAGCGCCGAGGAGCGGGACCAAUGGAUCGAAGCUAUUCGAGCCAGCAUCACUCGUGUCCCCUUCUAUGACCUGGUCUCUGCUCGGAAGAAGAAGAUCGCCAGCAAGCAGUGA
Messenger RNA from Rangifer tarandus platyrhynchus (Svalbard reindeer), 1185 nucleotides. NCBI's taxonomy places the organism in Eukaryota, Metazoa, Chordata, Mammalia, Artiodactyla, Cervidae. The record is from the annotation of a GenBank genome assembly.